Messenger RNA from Notodromas monacha, 1756 nucleotides. Lineage: Eukaryota; Metazoa; Arthropoda; Ostracoda; Podocopida; Cyprididae. The record is from the annotation of a GenBank genome assembly.
AUCCAACACAGAAGGGAAACUUUUUUUUUAUAUUUUGGCCAGCAUGACGGACUGCAAAAUUAUAACGAGUCCUUUGCCGAAACGUGACCCGGGUUUGGCUCGAGACGCGAGUUUUUGGAGUUUCGCGGAGUCGAAAAUCAAGAAGACCAUCGCCGAUCAAGGAGAAAAACCUCUUUGGAUCGAUGGUUCGACAGACGAGCAGAUUUCAAACGUCGAGUUCCUUAGGCGGACGAAAUCAAUAGCUCGGAUUCUCAGAGAAGAAUUCGGCGUGAAAAGGGGCUCCGUUGUGCUCUUCUGUUCAAAAAAUGAUUUGCAAUACUACAUUCCGGUCUAUGCCACAUUUGCCCUCGGUGCCAUUGCUUACCAAAUACCGACUGUGCUGGCUGUCGACGGAGUCGAGAGAUGCUUGUCGGAAGAAAAACAUGUCCCGGUGAUUUUCUGCGACGAUCAGAUUUUGCCCGAUGUAGAAAAAUGCUUGGAAAAUCACUUUCCUGACGAUGAAUCCCCGGAAAAAUCAAAGAUUGUCAUUGUUGCCGGACGCAGUACGAAGUACAAAAAAUUAAGGGAGCUGCUGCAAGAGACGGGACCUGACGAUAUAGUUUUUCCUGAGCUCAAUCCUCGAGAUGUCUGCGCAAUUUUCGUCACCAGCGGAACAACGGGUCCUCCGAAAUCAGCUGCUCACACGCAUUAUUCCUUGCUCUCGGCGACUUACAAUUCCGACAUAACUGGCACCGAAGAUGACUGGUACAAUGUAAAAUUAUUUCACGGAAAUCAAGGUCACAUAGGCGCAUUUUACUUCUUUCUUUGCGCCAUUUCUACUGCUGGUACGUCGAUAACGUUCUCGAAUUAUGAUGAAAACCAACUACUGGCAACUGUCGAGCGAUACAAGGCGACAUGCAUCUUGCUAUAUGCUUCGGAUUCGCUUUAUUUGGCAAAACUGGAUAAAUUGGAGUGGAGUAAGUACGACUUAUCGUCUGUAAAAAUGAUUCUGACGGGCGCAUCGAUCUUUCAACCCAUGACCAGAGCACCGAUUGAAAAUAUGUUUCCCAACCUGGCAAUGCCAAUAGCACAAGUGGUCAACCUUGAUGACGGAGGAGAACUAGGGCCGGAUGAACGCGGAGAAAUCUGGAUUCACACACCAUUCAUCAUCAAAGACUACCGCAACCGACCUGACCUGACUUCAGCAGCUAUCACUUUUGAUGGCUGGUACAAAACUGGGGAUUACGGCUUUUACGACAUCAAAAAACGAUUACAUAUUGUCGACCGUGUGAAAGACUUGAUUCGUUUGGAUAAUGGAGUGGAUGUAUCACCAUCAGAGAUCGAAAAUAUUAUCCUUCAGCAUCCCAGUGUUAAACAAGUCGGAGUCACAGGAGUGGAGUUCGGAAACGAAAAAUCUAUACUUCCCAGAGCUUUCAUUGUAUUGCGGGAAAAUUCAGCGGACGUCAAACCGGAGGAGAUCGUCAAAUUCGUUCAGGGUCGUGCUGAAGAUACAAACUUAUGCAUUCGCGGGGGAGCUGAAAUCGUGGAAACCCUGGUGACUUACCCAGGAGGGAAAAUCUACCGACGAUUAUUGCGAGAAAAUUAUGCCAAAAGACAAGAACUUCAUGGUGUUCCGUGAAACAAUAUUCUCCAUACCUGCAGUUUAGAUGAGAGAAACAAAUUUUCCGCAGACAAAUUCUCUUGAUUUUCGUGAAAUGUCGGUGGUCUUGAAAAUCCAGAUGUUGAACGAGCGAAUAAAGGAGAGGUUUCGAGCAAA